Molecule: messenger RNA, 708 nt
Organism: Paramecium tetraurelia
Lineage: Eukaryota; Ciliophora; Oligohymenophorea; Peniculida; Parameciidae
Exons: 5
Cellular component (GO): membrane
Source: RefSeq, a predicted model, not a curated record
AUGUAAUGUGAAAUUUUGGAUUGGAAAGGUUAUUUGGUUUAGGCAAGCUUGGGAGUGCUUUCAUUUACAGUAUUAAUAAUCAAAAGAUAUUUUGAAAGACCGAAAAGAGUUUGGAAAAUAUUUUUAAUGGACUCCUCUAAACAAUUGCUAUCAGCACUUUUAGCUCAUAUUUUGAAUGUGAUAUUAGCAACUGAAUUAUCUGCAGAAACAGAUGAGAAUGCUUGCAUCUGGUAUUUUAUAACAUUUAUGUUGGAUUCAACAUUGGGUGUACUAUUAAUCUUUUUGCUCAUGAAAUCAUUAAAUAUGAUAUUUAAUUAUUUCGAUAUGAGAAAAUUACAGAGUGGUAAUUAUUUCAAAAUCUAAGAAAAAGUAAGAAUUGAUUGGCAAAUGUAUGCAUGUCAAUUAUUUGUAUGGAAUUCAGUUGUAAUAGUGUCUAAAUUUAUAUUAUUUGGAUUUCAAGAACUAGUUGCUGAUUAAUUGAAUGAGGCAGGAUCCUUUCUUUUGUCUCCCAUAACCAAUCCUGAAUUGCUUUUAGUUAGUGUUAUGAUCAUUAUUCCAUUUAUUAUGAAUGCAAUAACAUUCUGGAUCCAAGAUAAUAUAAUAAAGAAAACUGAUUUUAGCAAUCAAGAAGAGAAAUAAUUAUUAAUUGGAACAUUUUAUGAGGGAGGAUUAACAGAGUAGUUUACAUAAGAAUUAGCUGUUUUAUGA